This is a messenger RNA of Phalaenopsis equestris, 939 nucleotides long. RefSeq lists its product as uncharacterized. The record is from RefSeq and is a predicted model, not a curated record. Gene Ontology annotation, molecular function: oxidoreductase activity. Lineage: Eukaryota; Viridiplantae; Streptophyta; Magnoliopsida; Asparagales; Orchidaceae. The coding region runs from base 115 to 771 and encodes 218 amino acids. The transcript is spliced from 8 exons.
CUUCCUAUUUUUAUCCCCGGACUAGUCCGCUGUAAGUUUCGGGAAAUCAUUCAUUACUGCGACGAAACUUCAGUGGGGUUCUGUUAGUAUUACGCUUGAAGAUAAAUAAGAUUCAUGGCCCACAAAGCUGUCGAUAGCGCCUCAAAGAAAUUUAUCCAAAUUGAUGUCUGCUCAGACACUGUUUGCCCAUGGUGCUUUGUUGGCAAGAAGAACCUUGAGAAAGCUAUGAGCCUAGCUAAGGAUCAGUUUAACUUUGAGGUAAAGUGGCAUCCAUUUUUACUUAAUCCUCAUGCGCCAAAAGAAGGCAUCAUAAAGUCUGAAUUUUACAAAAACAAGUUUGGAUCUACCCAAUCUGAGCGCAUUAUAUCACGAAUGAAAGAGGUUUUUAGGGGCCUUGGUUUUGAGUAUGACACUGCUGGGAUGACGGGAAACACCUUGGACAGUCACAGGCUCAUAUCAUUUGCUGCUAAUCAAGGCUAUGAAAAACAAAAUUCACUUGUUGAGGAGUUAUUCCAGAAUUAUUUCAUUCAAGGGAAGUUUCUUGGUGAUAAGCAAGUACUUUUGGAUGCUGCCCAGAAGGUUGGCAUAGAAGGAGCUGCAGAAUUCAUUAAUGACCCCAAUAAAGGCCUUAAAGAGGUUAAUGAAGAACUGCAGAAGUAUUCCUCUCAAAUUUCGGGUGUUCCACACUUUGUGAUUAAUGGAUCAUAUGAGAUCAGUGGCGGGCAACCUCCAGAGGCCUUCUUGCAUGCAUUUCAAGCGGUAUCAAAAUAAAUAAAUAAAGCUGGUAAAUAUAUCUCGUUUAUGCCUAAAUAUGGUCCAUUUAUGUGACAUGAGUGACUAUUGGAAAUCUUUCUGUAACUAUGUUGCUGUUAUAUUUACUUCUGAGUCAUUCUGAUGGUCUAACUAUAUUUAUACUAUAAUAUACUUUUUGCAUAUAUG